UAAACAAACAAAAAAAAAAAAGAAAGAACUUAACAAAUUUUCUUAGCCGUUUUUUUUUUUUUCAAUGUUUCUUGUAUAUUGUAUGUGGACAUAAAGUAAAAACGAAAAUAAAAAACAUUAAAUUGCGGUGCUUUAAGCAAUAAAUAAAGAUAUUGUUCAUACCAUUCAUAAUAUUUACGUAUUAUGACAGUUUUACAAGAAUUGAAAAGUUUUGAUGGCUGCGGUGGUGGUGGCGGUAGUUCUGCUACUGAUUGCACCACAGGAGUUUUGGCCAUGAAAUGUUGCACUACGGGUACAAGUUCUAAGUCAUCUAUGGAUGAAAUCUCUGUACCAUCAACAUCUUCAUCAGGACUAAUGAAAAAUCAGAAUGUAAAUGACAUCUCGAAAAGUGAAUCAAUUUUUUCACGUUGUAAAGCAGUCGAUUUAGAGUUUGAGAAUCUCAAGUAUACAGUGAGAAAAUUCUCAUUUGCAGAAAGAAAUUUCGUGACAAAAGAAAUUCUUCACGGCGUCAAUGGCAUUUUCCGUUCCGGCGAACUAUCAGCAGUCAUGGGUCCUUCGGGUUCUGGCAAAAGCACUUUGCUAAAUAUUUUAUCCGGUUUUCGCAUAUCUGGCUCUACUGGAACAAUUAAAGUCAAUGGCAAAGUUGUAAGCACAAGUUCAGACAAAUAUCGGAAACUUUCUUGUUACAUAAUUCAAGAUGAUCUGUUAAGAUCUCACUUGACCGUGGGCGAGACAAUGAUGUUGGCCACUAAUUUAAAAUUAGGCUAUCAAGUGACCAAAGUACAAAAAGAAUUUUUGAUAAAUAAUAUUUUAUCAAAACUAACUUUAGAGCAUCGUUACAAUGCUCUCGUAGGUAAAUUAUCCGGUGGUCAGAAGAAACGUUUAGCAAUUGCUUUGGAAUUAAUUAGUAAUCCGCCAGUAUUGUUUUUGGAUGAGCCUACUACGGGCUUAGAUAGUUCUUCCUGCAGGCAAUGCAUUGAUCUAUUGAAAAAGCUUGCCUCUCAAGGUCAUACUAUUAUAUGCACCAUUCAUCAGCCCAGUGCAAUGUUAUUUGAAAUGUUUGAUAAGCUGUAUACCCUGGUGGAUGGGUACUGCAUGUAUCAAGGCCCCAUUAAAGAAUUGAUACCAUUUUUGGCUGAUCAAAAUCUUUUAUGUCCCACAUAUCACAAUCCUGCCGAUUAUUUGCUCGAAGUAGCCGUUGGAGAUCACAGCUGUGAUUUAGAUAAACUUAUUCAUGCAGCAAAUAAAAAAUAUUACGAAGACGCUGACUUCAAUCGCGUUAAGAGAUUUAUUAAGCAAAUUCGUGUUGAAAGGCUAGAAUUAGAUACCGGUCCGGCAUCCAAUAAGCUAACAAAAAGUAUGAAAUAUCUAUCUUUGGAUCACGAGAAACAACCUACUGAUGAAUUAGCCUUAGAGGAACGGAAAGCACUUAACGCAACAGUUGGCGGUAAUAAUGUUUUAAAUACGUUUGACGUUGCCGAAGAAGAUUCAGAUGAGCAAACACAAUUGGCGAACUCAAAAAAACCUCUCAUUAAAUCGGCCUCGUUUUUCAUGCAAUACUUGCUUCUGCUGAACAGACAUUUCAUUUGCGUUCGUCGCAAUUAUAAUCCAUAUCUAACCCGCGUUCUAUCCCAUAUAUUUAUUGCAUUCGUAGCUGGUUAUAUAUAUCGAAAUGUUGGUGGAAAUGCUACCACUGUACUUGGUAAUUACGCUUAUGUAUACGGUAGUGUACUGCUAGUGCUCUACACCAGCAAAAUGCCAGUUAUUCUCACAUUUCCUUUGGAGAUGAACAUAUUAAGGCGGGAACAUUUCAAUCGUUGGCAUACGUUGGUGCCAUAUUUCCUAUCGAUUUUAACGUUUGACGUACCAUUCCAGUGCUUUUGUGUGAUAUGCUAUGCGGUUAUAAGUUUACACUUAACCGGCAACGAUUUGUACGAUGACAAUCGUGUUUACUAUUUCGUAUGUUUUUGCGUUAUGAUCUCGAUAUGUGCCCAGGCCUAUGGACUUCUUUUCGGAGCCACUUUCCCAAUUAAGAUGGCGGUGUUCUUAGGUCCUAUAUAUGCCGCUAUGAUGUCAUUCUUUGGAUUUUGCUCGGGAUAUGUUGAUGUCACGCCAAUGUUUCGUUGGAUGUGGCAUAUUAGUUAUAGUCGGGCCGGUUUACACGGUAUACUGAAUACACUCUACGGCAGAAAUCGAAAACCAUUAUAUUGCCCGGAUGAUAUAAUUUAUUGUCAUUUUCAAAAACCGAAAAUAUUUCUAAAAUUCAUGAACGUCGACGAUCUCAGCAUGUUAGAUUCUUUUAGCACAUUGUUUAUAUCCACCGGUAUUGUUUAUCUACUAAUAAUAAUAAUUUUAUGGUAUAAAUUAAGCAAACGAAAAAGUAAAGCCAUGGCCAGUAAGCUACCAUGCUCCGACGAAGCUACCUCAAAGUUAGUGAAACAACACAUUCAACAAACCGAUGAAAUCCCUUUGAAUAUCAUGGCCAACGCCAGCGGAAGCAAUGAAAACGCAUUACCUUCUUCAAGCACAAAUCUUAAACCGUUAUUUCCGCACAAACGAAGCAACCUGCGUUUAAACAUUGCUUGCACCCAUAGAGCAAAUAACACUGAUUAUAAUUUAUCGCCAGUGGGAAUCGCUGAUAGCGAGUGUUCGACAUCCUCAUCAAGAACAACAACAACAACAACAACAACAGGGGAAAGUGCAGCACAUCCGACUGAGAUAAACAAGACUAUCAAUCGUUUGAAUAUUGGCUUUGAUAACUUGCGCUAUUCUAAGCGUACGAGAUUUUUUAGACACGAAACCAAGACUAUUCUAAAUGGUUUGACGGGGCUUUUCCAGGCUGGUGAAUUAACAGCGAUCGUGGGCCCAUCAGGAGCCGGUAAAAGUACCUUUCUCAAUAUACUUUCAGGCUAUACGACUUUUGGUUACAAUGGCGAAGUGACUGUUAAUGGACGACCGCGUGAUAUGAAAGCAUUUAAAUCGAAUGUAGCUUUUAUAACACAAGAUACAAGCUUGCAGCCUUAUCUGACAGUAAAAGAGGCGAUGCAUUUUGCGGCAAAUCUUAAAAUCGGUACACAUUUGAAAAAUUUCAGCAAACGAGAAAGGAUUAAUAAAAUCUUAGAAGCGAUUGGCAUGUACGAAAACCGUAAUACGCGUACCGGUCAGUUAUCAGGUGGGCAGAAGAAACGUUUAGCCAUAGCCAUGGAAUUGGUUAACAAUCCACCCGUUUUAAUUUUGGAUGAACCGACUAGCGGCCUUGACAGUUCCACUUCGAAGCAAUGCAUCUCUUUAUUAAAAAAGUUGGCUUCGGAAGGACGUACUGUUAUCUGUACUAUACAUCAGCCGAGCGCUUUGACAUUUAAACUUUUUGAUCAUUUAUACGCCAUAGCGGACGGCAAUUGUAUUUAUUCGGGUGGCAUUGAUAAUUUACUCGUUUUUUUGAAUGAAUUAAAUAUUCCAUGUCCGGAAUUUUUUAAUCCAGCAGAUUACUUAAUGGAAAUAGCUACCGAUGAUUAUGGUCCACAAAAUGAUAAGCUCGUGCAGAAAAUUCAAAACGGACGCAAUAGUAAAUAUAGGCAAAGCAACGCAUCUAACCGGAUGCAAUUGGAAGCAAUGCAAACAAUUGAUAAAAUGAUGUCUUCUGGUCUUAUAACUCCUGUUAAUGCUCCCGCACUGAAUGCAGUACCUGCAAGGUCCGCGAAGAAUGCUUAUCGAAACGUUAAUGAUAAUCCCGGACCUUCUCUAACGUCUAUUAAGGAAACGCCAACAAAUUUGAUAACAAAUUCGAUUAACAUAUUGAAUACCGCUACGAAACCGAAAUUUCAAUUCCAUUCACCUAAAUUGUGCAGACAUCAGAAUAUCUAUGCGACGCCAUUCUAUCACCAAAUAAGCAUUUUAUUGAUUCGAACAUUUAUAAUAUUAUGGCGUGAUCGAUCUUUAUCUGCGAUAAGAUUUGCAAUUAGUUUCGUUACCGCCGUCUUGAUCGGCUGGCUGUACUAUGGUAUUGGCAAUGAUGCCGGGAACGCUUUGAAUAAUUUUCGCUAUUGCUUUUAUUCCAUAAUGUUUAUAAUGUUCACAGCCUUUUCUUCUAUUUUAGUGAAAUUUCCCUUAGAGUUACCGAUUUUAUGCAGAGAACACUUCAACCGUUGGUAUUCAUUGAAAGCAUAUUACAUAGCCAUGACUUUGGCUGACAUUCCUAUGCAAUUAUUAUGCACAAGCAUUUAUAUUAUUAUAACUUAUAAACUAACUGAUCAGCCAGCUGAAUUAUUUCGUUUAGUAUUAUUUUGUACGAUUGUGUUUCUAACAGCAUUGGUGGGCCAAAGUAUUGGUUUGGCUAUUGGAGCUUCAUUAAAUAUCAAAAUCGCUGCUAUUUUGGGGCCAUUUCUGCUUUGUCCUUUUCUUAUGUUUUCCGGGUUCUUUCUGCAAGAAAAGGAUACAUCGCGAGCAUUAAAAUGGCUAUUCAAAAUUUCAUUCCUCAAGUAUAGCUUUGAUGGUUCCGUAUUAUCGAUAUUUGGCUUUGAACGCUCUCAUCUCCCCUGUAAGGAUAUCUAUUGUCACUAUUCAAGACCGAGAUCCCUUCUGAAGGAUGUUGAUAUGCUGGGCGCCAACUAUUUGACAUCUACAAUAUUUUUAAUCUUUAUAUUUUUAAGUUUACGUAUUUUAUCAUUUUACAUUAUGUCAUUCCGUUUAAGAUUGUUUCGAUGAAAUGCGCUCCUCUCUCUCUCUCUCUCUCUCUCU
Messenger RNA from Glossina fuscipes, 4737 nucleotides. RefSeq names its product ABC transporter G family member 18. Gene Ontology annotation, molecular function: ATP binding; ABC-type transporter activity; ATP hydrolysis activity. NCBI's taxonomy places the organism in Eukaryota, Metazoa, Arthropoda, Insecta, Diptera, Glossinidae. Gene Ontology annotation, cellular component: plasma membrane. The record is from RefSeq and is a predicted model, not a curated record. The coding region runs from base 184 to 4704 and encodes 1506 amino acids. The transcript is spliced from 21 exons.